Corticium candelabrum is the source of this 2220-nucleotide messenger RNA. Its product is annotated as GTP-binding protein SAR1b-like. Gene Ontology annotation, biological process: intracellular protein transport; membrane organization; endoplasmic reticulum to Golgi vesicle-mediated transport. Gene Ontology annotation, cellular component: endoplasmic reticulum exit site; COPII vesicle coat. Lineage: Eukaryota; Metazoa; Porifera; Homoscleromorpha; Homosclerophorida; Plakinidae. Gene Ontology annotation, molecular function: GTP binding; GTPase activity. The coding region runs from base 84 to 617 and encodes 177 amino acids. The transcript has 5 exons. The record is from RefSeq and is a predicted model, not a curated record.
CCUCAAACCUUGAUAUCAACAGUUCUUGCAUUAGGUCAUUAGUUUUCGUUCUUUGUUACGCGGCAGCGGUUGGCUCUGUCAAAAUGUUUCUUAUUGAAUGGUUCACUGGAGUUCUUCAAUAUUUAGGGCUUUGGAAGAAGUCUGGAAAGUUGGUUUUUCUGGGUUUAGACAACGCUGGCAAGACUACGUUAUUACACAUGCUGAAGGAUGAUCGACUAGGACAACAUUAUCCAACUCUUCAUCCCACAUCAGAAGAGUUGACAAUGGGUAGCCUCAAGUUUACCACUUAUGAUCUAGGAGGACAUUCUCAAGCUCGUCGAGUGUGGAAGGACUACUUUCCAGCUGUAGAUGCUAUUGUCUUUCUUGUUGACGCCUUCGACAGAGACAGGUUUCUCGAAUCGAAGACAGAGUUGGAUAGUUUGUUGACAGAUGAGCAGGUAGCCAAUUGUCCUGUGUUGGUCCUGGGCAACAAGAUUGAUCGAGCUGGCGCUGCCAGUGAAGAGGAACUACGAACAGUAUUUGGGCUUCACGGGCAAACAACUGGCAAGGUUGUGAGUUGUGAAUAUGUAUUAACUAGCUCACCAUCCCGUUCUCCGCACGGGCAAAUUAGCUAUUAAUAUUACUAAUGGUUAGUAAAUUGCUAUUAUUAAGCUACGAGCAUAAAGAAGGACACCACAAUAAGUGGUGGACUGCUUCGCGAGAAGCUCACUCUAAACGGUCUGAAUUGACUUCUGGUCUGUCUGUCGGUAAGUCGCUAUGUACGUACGUACCUACCUAUGUAUGUUUGUUUGUAAGCGUGUGUCACGCUUGGGAGUUUGUCAGCCAAUCAGCAAUUGUUUUGGGACGCCAAACAUAGGUGACGUAACAAUAGCACAUCGGCGAGAAUCACUCUCGGGAAUUUGUCGAGCCAAUCAGCAGUCCUUUGGGAGACCAACAAUGGGUGACGUAACAAUCCCACGAAUUAUGGCAGAAAAGCCGAGAUGUCAUAUCCAUAGUAAAAACAUUAAACCGUUGUCAAACUGAGAGCGCAGAGUAAAGUUCAGGCUAGAGUUGUACGCAUCUGUUACUUUUUCACAAAGAAUCGCAAAACAAACAAAUUCAUCGUUCUUCAAGAAGCCAAGCGAAGGUUUCAUGGGACCAUGCAUGUGUACCAUUGCGCACGACCAACAUGUCAUCCACGAUCUUUAAGAGGGCAAUAUGUUUUAGCUGUAAGUCGUUCUGAUGAUGAACGAUCGGCAUCGUCUUGCAAGAAAGAUUCGUAGGAAACGCUAACGCUGCUUUCUUCUGGAUCCGGUCACUACAUGUCGUUGCACAGCAUUUCUAGGAGACGUACGAGAUCAAUCUUUAUCUAGCUACAACAAAUUAUCAUCGGAACGAAAGAUGCUAGCAAUGUACGGCUCAGCGAAAGCAUAAUAAUCUUGUCCACCUCAUUAAGUGCAAGUGAUGCAAGAUCAAGCACUACACAAUUGAGAAAUAAUGUGAAUAACAAGCCUGCUCUGUUCAAGAAUAUAUUUACAGGUAGGACUGAUGAUGAAUGAUCGACUUCGUCUUGCAAAAAAGAUUCGUAGGAAACGCUGUGCUGCAUGCUUUCUUUUGAAUCCGGUCGCUACACAUCCAUGUCGCUUCACAGUAUUUCCUGUGCGCGUACAUUGAUCUCUAGCUAUGACGAAUUAAUUUUAAUUAACGGAAAGAAAGAUGAUAGCAACAGCUCAACGAAAGCAUGAUAAUCGUGUCCACUUGAAGUGAUGCAAGCAAGAGCACAAUAUGCAGCAUUGAGAAAUAACGUGGAUAGAAAGCUCACUCCUUGCAAGAGACACAGCUGUCACGCAUGUGCAUGUACUGAAUUUGAAGUGUAGUGUGGGACAUUGAUGAUAUUUAGUUAAUUAUCUUUAAUCACAUCGACGCAUCCCUGGGUUUUCAAAGAAUUAUACAUUCUAGCAACAAGCUAAUGAUUAAUUAAUGAUAAUAAUGACAAUAAAUAGACCAAAAUUAAUAAAAUUUACAUUAAUAUUCACAAUAAACACACACACACACACACACACACACACACACACACACACACACACACACACACACACACACACACACACGGUUGCUCGUAGCUCUGAAGCGACGGGUGUGAACACAGCUUUGUUUACUAGUUAUUAGUUGUAGUUAAAUAAUUAAUUUAUCGUUUAUGCAUUCAUGAAGUACCAUAUUCGCCUGUAAUAACGCACCUUA